AUGCUGGAAAACAUCGCCAAAGCUGCGGGCUUCCUCUGCGGCAGCGUGGCUGGUCUCGCGAUGUACCGCGAGAGGGCCAAGAAGCAUGUGGUUCGCUCUUUCUGGACAACCGACUUCCAGCCCUCCUCUCAAUGGGACUUCAACUGGGACAGGCUGGAGCCUGAGUACUGCGUAAGGCCUCCGCUGGACUCAUCGGAAGGAGAGAGGCGUCGUUUUGAGGAAGACGUAGAGAAAGCGAAGUCGACCGCAACGCGCUAUCUCUACCUCAUUCGCCAUGGAGAUUUCAACUUGUACGAGCCCAACGACAGCGCACGCACGCUCACAGCGCUUGGACGCAGGCAGGCCAACCUGACCGGCCUGCGGCUCCAGCAGCUGGGCAUCCCUUUCUGCCAGCUCACCCACUCGACCAUGACGCGGGCAGUCGAAACAGCCGACAUCAUUCACCAGUACAUGCCACAUGUACCGGUGUUCCAGUGCGAACUGAUCCGGGAAGGUGAACCUACCCCUCCUGAGCCACCAUAUGGAAUUUGGAAGCCGCAGUCCAAGUUCCUGACCGAUGGCUCCCGCAUAGAGGCUAGCUUCCGCAAGUACUUCCACCGCGCUUUGCCUCACCAGAAGCAGGACUCCCACGAGAUCAUCGUCUGCCACGCCAACGUCAUCAGAUACUGCAUUUGCAGGGCUCUGCAGAUUCACCCUGAAGCCUGGUCCCGCAUGAGUCUGGCCAACUGCAGCAUCUCGGUGGUGAAGAUCGCGCCCACUGGACGGGUCACCCUGCGCGCCCUGGGCGACCAAGGUCACCUGCCAGUGGGGCUCAUCACGACAAGCUAGAGCCGUCCACGUCCCUCGCGUGCAUCGCCUCACCACCGGGCAGCCAUCUUCAUUUAUUAUUAUUAUAUUGCUUUCUAAGAUCGUGUUAACAUACAAAUAUUUAGAACGCAAUGUCAUUUUCACGAAUGUCCGCUCUUUCGCCCUCCGCUGACCGUAUCGUGCAUGAUACCUUAAUAAACUAUUUAGUGAUGCUCUAGUCUUGCAGAGAGAGGGACGGUUAAGCAGUAAUACUAAUGGUGACGACAAGGGCCGUUCAGUGAUGCGCAAGAUAACUCCGGAACUUCCCGUUGAAUGUAUUUAAUGAAUUAGUAACGUGCAGCGCAGAGUACAAAGGAAGGAAAGAGAGGCGAGACAGAGCGCUGAGGCAGGACACAUACUGUCUGUCCUUCUGUAGUUUGCGCUGCAGGUUACUACAGUACAGGGUGAACCAGCUAGUCCACAAGAAAACUUUACUGCAUAUAUACUAGUUAUCAUCGUAC
This is a messenger RNA of Rhipicephalus sanguineus (brown dog tick), 1307 nucleotides long. RefSeq names its product serine/threonine-protein phosphatase PGAM5, mitochondrial. The coding region runs from base 1 to 828 and encodes 275 amino acids. Lineage: Eukaryota; Metazoa; Arthropoda; Arachnida; Ixodida; Ixodidae. Gene Ontology annotation, cellular component: mitochondrion. Gene Ontology annotation, biological process: positive regulation of mitochondrial fission. The transcript has 5 exons. The record is from RefSeq and is a predicted model, not a curated record.